CCUUUAUUUAUGCAGUUAAAGAUUUUAUUGUUGACUUUCAAAAAAAAAAUGUUUAACUCAGUUUCUUAACUAUUAUGUUGUGGAACUAAGUUUAAGUUAUUCUCAUGAUGUCAAAUUCUCGAAGAGAUUCCAAAGGGCCGUUCUCUCGUUUAGCGAGAGCAAUAGAGCGGCGGAAACCCUAGGGGUUUUUCAAGAUUAUUGAGCUUUUCCGAGAGGAGUAAGGUGUUUGAUUCCCAUUAGUAAAAGGAAGUAAAAGGUGAUACACGGGUCUGGAGCUUUCUCUGUGCAGUGUUGGAGACCUAUUUAGGGUUUGGAACCCACGACGAAAGGAGUAUAUCUUUCUUCGUGACAGAGUUUUAUAGCUACAAACUUUGUGACGACAUACGACUUUGGUUUCUCUGAGAGUGACCCCUAGAACAAAGAUCACGGCAAGUAAAGAGGGAGUUGUAGAGGAUACGACUACAAACAAGGACAAGAGGAACGAGCAAGAUCACACGUUGGAGAUGGAAAAACAGCUAGAUAAUAUAACCCUUGAGGAGGACGAUGAAGAACCCCUUGAGGUUGAGGAUUCCGAUGUUGAUGUCAUCAGGAUGGAAGCGGUACGUAGGCUGGGCUUGAUUGGCCGGCUGGUAUCUGAAAAAGAACCAAAUAUAAAAUCAAUGAAGAUUGCAUUGGCGAAAGCGUGGAAGCUAAGAAAGGGUUUUCAGGUAACUGAACUGGGUGAUAUGAUGUUUGCGUUCCAGUUUUUAGAUAUGGAUGAUAGAAACAAAGUGUGCUUUGGGGGUCCUUCGUACUAUGAGAAUAAUAUCAUAGUGUUGAAGCUAGUACUCUGAUACAGAAAUCGAAACCAAAGGACUUGCAUAUGAUUGACCUGUGGAUACGAGUCAUAGGUUUUCCUGUAGAGCUUCGAACUCAACAAAUGGCAGAAAAAAUUGCAUCAAGGUUCGAGGGUCUGGACUGGUUUGACAAUGGAGCAAGCACAAUGUGGGAUGAUUAUAUGAGACUAAGGGUCUAUUUAUCCAUCAACAAACCCCUCAAAAAGAAGUUAAAGCUAUACAUUCAGGGGAAUUUGGUGGAAUACCCAGUGAAGUAUGAGAAACUACCUUUGUUUUGCUAUACUUGUGGAAGAAUUGGCCAUCCGAAACUCAAGUGUAAAUUGGAUCCAAAACCAGAAGUGGAUCUGUUUGGUUAUGAUCUAAGGGUAGCAGCACCUGGACCUAAGAACUGCUAUCCUACACGGCUAAGAAGGAGGAUGCUGAGGUUUGGGUUGCCCUACGUCAGAAAUUGGAAAUGGAAAGCAUAGGAUCCAGCUCGGAUCAUGACAUGGCGCUGAAAACAGAGGAGAACAUAAAAGCAGAUGAUGUACCCAUGGAAGAGGCAAAAAUACCUGAAGAGAACGUAGAGAAGGAGAUCCAGCUGCACGGCAAGGAGAGUAUGCAGUCAAUUCAACCUCCUGUAAAGCCCCUGCAACAAGGGGGAAAAGCUAAUCAGGAGAGAGCUACGACUGCAGGAACAAUGAAAGCACUAGUUGGAGCAUUAAAAUAAUUUGUGAUGAGAAGUACAUGGGAGUGUAGAGUGGGGAGGAGUACAACCAAAGUGUGGAGGAGACAAGAGCAGGGAGGAACCAAACCAGCUGUGGUGAUGACCCAACUUACACCGCAGAAGAGACAAGCUGCAACACAUAAAGAAGGAGAGACAAAUGAGAUUCCAAUAGCUAAAGAGGCGAAAAGAACCAAUAUGCUAAACUUUUUUGAGAAGGAGAAUACAGAAGUGAAAAAUUAUACAAAAUUCAUGGAUAGCGAAGUGGCAGAUCCUGCAAAAAAGCAGGACCACCCAGUCCAAUGAGUCUGCUGAGUUAUAAUUGUCGGGGGUUUGGAGAGUCCCCUGGCAAUUAAAAAGAUGGUGCGUUU
Messenger RNA from Linum trigynum, 1910 nucleotides. Lineage: Eukaryota; Viridiplantae; Streptophyta; Magnoliopsida; Malpighiales; Linaceae. The record is from the annotation of a GenBank genome assembly.